Cyphellophora europaea CBS 101466 is the source of this 933-nucleotide messenger RNA. RefSeq lists its product as uncharacterized. Lineage: Eukaryota; Fungi; Ascomycota; Eurotiomycetes; Chaetothyriales; Cyphellophoraceae. The transcript is spliced from 4 exons. The coding region runs from base 1 to 933 and encodes 310 amino acids. The record is from RefSeq and is a predicted model, not a curated record.
AUGAUCAAGAUUGCGAUUGUGGGAACCAACGGGCUCGCCCAGCUGCUGGCCCACUACAUCGAGACGACGACCUCGCACCAAUUCGUGAUAUUCUCCAGAAGACCUGUUUCAGGUUUGACCAAUAAAGGGUGGCAGGUUGUAGUGGUGAACUACUCGAGCACCACCGACCUCUCGUUCAAGCUGGCAGGUGUCGAUACGGUAGUAUCCACGGUGUCAGGAGAUGCUCAGCUUCGGCUGAUCGAAGCAGCGGCCACAGCUCGGGUUCGUCGCUUCGUCCCUGCUGAGUUUGGUGGGCCCCCUGCUCUCCGAUCCGCGGACGACAUACUGGAUAAUGAGCGUCGCCGUGCGCUUCACCGACUCGCUCAAUUGGAAUCGACGGGAAUGCGAUUCUGCGUCUUUACCUGUGGUAUUUUCUACGAGAGAUUUGCACCUGGAGGACUGGGUCAAUCUCAGCUUGGGGCCAGCAGUGGUGUCGCUACAGAAGGAUCGUACAUGGUAGACUUCCGACGCCUUGUUGCGAGACUGCCUUACAAUUCCUCAGAUGGGAGCCCAGCAAAGGUGAGCAUGAUCUCCCUACGGGACCUGGCUCACUUCGUGGUUGCCUCCUUCGCUUUGACUUCGUGGCCACGAGAAUUCCGAGUCAGGGGCGACAGGAUGAGCGUACGAGACCUCGUAGCAACAGCAGAAUCCAUCCGAGGUAGUCGCAGCUUUGAUGUGCAAAGGUACUCUCGCUCCGCCUUGAGGGACGCUGAAGCACAUGCCAGGACCGCUCGAGACAAGCCACGCGAGCUGCAGCUGCAUCAGCUCAUCAUCACCGCCGAAGGUCACUAUGACUUCGCCCAAUCUACCGACAACAACCUCAACAGCAGGGUCAAUCUUGAACCUGAACGAUUCCGGGCCUACCUGACUCGGGCUUGGUCCAACACCCACUGA